AUUGUGUCCAAAAACACAAUAACCCCCUGUAUCUUACACCUCUUACAAGGAUAAAAAUGAAGGCAGCGGUUAUGUCAUAGUUGAGUUGUUUGAAAGCUUGCUCCAUAGAAUUUGGCAUGAAUUUCCAAGUUUACAAUUUUCGACUUUCAUAUAAGACAAAACUACAACGGUGCUAAGUGAGAAUUCUCCUCGUACCUAACUUUGAAAGAAUUUCUUGAGUCUGUAUUUUUGACUCUCAGCUAUAUACCCUUUUCCUCACGUACACGGGCUUUCCUCAUCUUCUAAUCCUUUCCUACAUCACCUAGGUACAACUGCAAACUCCACAAGCCAGAAUGCCGCCAAAGGAGAGUACACCCAUUGGUGGUAAAAAGGGAGCCCCAACUCCUGAUGCUACCCCUGACAGAGAUGAAGACAACGAGCAAGUAGAGCAAGAAGAGGAAGCUCAAGACGAGGAACAAAACGAGGAUGGGGAAGAAGAACAAGAUGGAGAAGGAGAGGAAGAACAAGAAGGUACGGAGCAGAAGGCACAGGCAUCAGUAGAAGACGACAAUGAAGCUGGUAGUGAUGAAGGAGCAGAGACUGGUGCCGAAGCCACUGCUGACGAGAAUGAAGGCGGCGAAGAAGCUCAAGACGAAGAACCUGAAAAGGAAGUAGAAGAGAGCGAGGAUACUGCCGUUCACAACGAACCCGAACCUGAACCUGAGCCAGAAAAGAAAAAGAAGAAGCAUCGCCGUCGUAAGGUCAAGGAGCCUGAGCCAGAAGAGGAGGAGGAAGAAGAGGAGGAAGCCCCUGCACGCAAACCCCGUCGUAAGAGGAGAGAUCGUCCUCAAUUCCUUGAACAAGAUGGCGGAAACGAUUAUAAACAACAAAUGCAAAUGAUGCAACAACAACACGAACAGCAAAUGCAAAUGAUGCAAAUGCAACAGCAACAACAAGGUGGCGGUGCUGCGAAAGAUCAAGGAAAGCAACCUUUGAAGUUGAGAUUAGACGUCAAUCUCGAGAUUGAGAUUGAGUUGAAAGCCAAGAUUCAUGGUGAUUUGACAUUGGCAUUAUUGUCUUAAACGCGAAAAUUAUCCAUUCUAACAUCUACCGUGUUGCUUAGUUCUGGAUAGAGUUGAGAGCAAGUUUGCUAGAGGCAACUGGAUUUACCAUGCUUUUUCGUACAUUUCUUUGGUGUUACUGUAUCUAUUCAUGAUGCGGGCUGCGGUGCUUUGGGUGUGGUGGGGUUCGGGAUAUUUGGAUGAUAAUGAAUGGCAUUGUACUUUUAGAUUUAAUGAUCAAAAAUCUUGGAUAUGGAAAUUUAUGAGAUACCUG
Botrytis porri is the source of this 1314-nucleotide messenger RNA. RefSeq lists its product as uncharacterized. The transcript has 2 exons. The record is from RefSeq and is a predicted model, not a curated record. NCBI's taxonomy places the organism in Eukaryota, Fungi, Ascomycota, Leotiomycetes, Helotiales, Sclerotiniaceae. Bases 333 to 1061 code for a protein of 242 amino acids.